Molecule: messenger RNA, 3792 nt
Organism: Chlamydomonas reinhardtii
Lineage: Eukaryota; Viridiplantae; Chlorophyta; Chlorophyceae; Chlamydomonadales; Chlamydomonadaceae
Exons: 4
Coding region: 378-2705 (775 amino acids)
Cellular component (GO): membrane
Source: RefSeq, a predicted model, not a curated record
GCAUGCAGGCGGGUGUCGCAGUUGGUUCAGGUUGACAGGAAAUAAAUCGUAUUAAUAGGCAUUUGCCACAGACGCAGCUCUUAGCGCUCAGGACAAGGUGGCAAAAGGCGGGGGAAACACGCCUUCCGUAUUUACUCUUUCUUUACAAACAUUUGAUGCCAUUUGCACCCACACAAUAAUAAAGUGACCUGGCUACCUCAAGAGGCGGUGCGUGAGCUGCAAACAGUCCAAAAUAAAGACAAGUCCAGCGCGUGCGCUGUGCAGCCUUCGCUGGCGAUGGAGGAAGCUACGUGAUUCUGACUCGGACGCGUCUCCCUAGCAUUUCUAGGGAGACACAGCCGGGGGUUCGUGGGGCCGUCUCAGCCCGGCCAGGGGCCAUGCCCAACGACGCAGGCGGCACCGCGGCCGGCAGCGGCAGCAGCAGCGGCGGCCAUGCAGGCACGCACGUCGCUGCAGGCCUGAAAGGCCGACUGCGACAGGCUUACGGCGCCGGCAUCCUGCUUGUGACUGCGGUGCUGUGGGCCAGCGGCGGCCCCACCAUGAAGUACCUGUUCCUGCUGCCGGCGCCGCCCUCCGCCGCGCUGGUCACCGCCUGCAUCGCCGUGUCCACAGCGCUGUUCCUCGUGGUGGGACUGCUGGGCAGCGCAAUGGAGCAGCAGCAGCCGCAGCAGCAGCAUCUACAGCACGAGCAGCUGCAGCAGCUACAGCCGGGCGGCGCAGCGGCUGGAACGGAGGCGGCCGCCGGGGCCAAUGGGAGGCGCAGGGCGCAGCCGCUGGGUGCAGCAGCAGGAGUGGCGGCUGAGGUGGAGGUAACAGUGGGAGACGGCGCGGCGGGCGGCCGAGGCAGUGCCGGCGGCGGCGGGCUGCUGGGUUCCUUGUGGCGAUGGCUGCGAGACGUGGGUGCAGCGGCAGGGCCGGGGCCGGGGCCGGGGCUUCACGCCAAGGACAAGAGCGGCAGUGCACGUGGCAGCGAGGCGGUGGAGGCGGAGGUGCUGCUGGCCAGCGGCAUGCACGCGGCCGGCGGCGGCGCGCUGGGCGGCGGCGGCGGCAUGCGGUUGGCGCUGCAGCGCAUCACGGACGGCGGCGGCGGCGACGGGGCGCUGGCGGCGCUGCUGGCGGCGGAGCCGGAGGUCCGCGGCGGGCUGCACCACCGCCACCAGGUGCACCACAGCCGCGUGCACCAGGGCCAGGCGGGGGGCGCCGCGGGGGCGCUGGACGCGGAUGUGGAUGUGGACGUGGAGCGGGCGCAGCGGACCACAGCGCUGGUGGAGGCGGCGCUGGGGCCGGAGGCAGGCGCAGGGGCAGGAGCAGGGGCGGGGCCGGGGGCAGGGGCAGGGGUCAGCAGGCUGGCGGGCGGUGCGGCGCCAGAGGGCGUGUUCACCUCGGCGGGCGCGCCGCCAGGACACCACCUCCUCAACGGCGCCGCCGCUGCUGCUGGACUGGGCCCGGGUCGGCCGUCGCUAGAUGGCAUCUUGGCGUCUCCGCUGCGGCCGGCCGCACUGGGGAGCAGCACGAGCCCGAGGCCCAACAAGCUCGGCACCACGCACAGCGGCGGGCUGGGCGGGGGCGCGGAGGGGGGCGGCACGCCACGCCGCCGCAGCCUCAGCGGCGGCGGCGCGUUCGCCGGGCCCGAUGGCUGGGACGCCGCCGCAUCCGCAUCCGCCGGCGGCGGCUGCUGCGGCGGCGGCGGCUGGCGACUGGCGGCGCUGACGGCGCCGGCGCGUAGCCUGGCGGCGGCGGGCAUGGAGCUGGGUUGCUACAACACCGCCGCCGGGGCACUGGGCGCUUGGGGCUACCAGCGCAUCAGCGCCACCCGCGCUGCCUUCCUCAUGCAGGCCACAGCGCUGAUUACGCCGCUGCUGGUGGUGGCGGGCGGCGGCAGGGUGGGGCCGCUGGUGUGGCUGGCGUGUGCCGCCGGCGCGGCGGGCGGCGGCAUGGUGGCCCUGGACCAGGUGCAGCAGGCGGCGGCGGCGGCGGCGGCGGCUGGCGGCAGAGAUGACAGCAGCGGCGGCGGCGGUGUUGGCGGUCCUAGUACCGGAGAUGGCAGUGGCAGCGGCGACCUGUUGACCGAGUCGGUAUCGCUGGCGGCCACCGCCGGCACAGACCUGGCCCGGCGGUUGCUGUCGGGUGAGGGGGCCCUGGGCACGGCCGCGGCCUCGGCUACAGCUGCUAGCAGCGCGUUUGGCAGUAGCAGCAGUGGCAUUAGCAGUAGCGCCGAGGCCGAGGCGGCGGUGGCGGGCCAGGCCAUGGGUGUGUUGUACAUCCUGGCCAGCUGCCUGGUGUGGGGCAUGGUGACGGUGCGGCUGGGCGUGCACUCGGCGCGCUUCCCGCCGCUGCAGCUGGCGGCGGCGGCGGCCAUCACGUACGCCGGCCUGGCACUGCUGUGGCUGCUGGCGGAGAUCAUGAGCUCCCCCGGCGCCGGCCUGGGCGACUACCUGGAGCUGGGGCUGCUGCUGCGCAACCACACCACCGCGGCACUGCUGCUGUGGGCGGGCCUGGGCCCGGGCGCGCUGUCCAGCUACCUGCAAGUGCUGGGGCAGACCAUUGUGCCGCCCGCGCAGGCGCAGGUCCUGUUUAGCAGCACGCCGCUGUGGGCCGCGCUGAUGGCCGGCCUGCUGCUGCCGGGCGAGUCCAUGGGCCCCCUGGCCUGGCUGGGCGGCGCAGUCAUGCUUGGCGCCUCACUGCUGGCGUCACUGCUCACGUGAGGGUGCGCGUGCAUGCGCCGUGUGUGCGGGAGGCGUGGACUGGGAGAGAGGCAUAGCCUGGUAGGCAGGGUGUGUGGAGCCGAGACAGAGCUGGACAGACCUGCAUGCGACCGGCGAUUGCUGGGGUAGGGGGCUUGGGGUUAUGGUGAUGCCGGCGGCGACGCGGGGCUCCAGGCCGGGCACAGGGUUCGCGGUGUGCAUCAGGGAAGGGGUGUGGGAUGGGGCCGGCGAUGAUAUCAAUAGGCAGGUGUGUGUGUGCGUGUGUGUGUGUGUGUGUGUGUGUGUGUGUGUGUGUGUGUGUGUGUGUGUGUGUGUGUGUGUGUGUGCGGGCGUAGUGCCGCCUGACGACUGUCGAGGCCGGUGGAAGCGCGCGCGCACGUGACCAAAUCGUCAACAGCUGCUAGCUGUGCGCAUUGCUGUGCAGUCGAGUGGUUGCGCGCGCGGAGCCGGGCUCUGAGCGCUGCAUGCAUGUGAAUGGGGUGCGGUUGGUGGGUUUGUAAGGCGGGGUCGCGGCGAUGACGUUGGCUGCUUUAUGUGGCGUGGUUAGAUAGCGUGGAUGGUGUUUGCGUAUGUGUUUACGCUUGACAGUGUAUGUGAACCCGAGAGCGACCGGGCUGGCCUCGAAUGUGAGAGAGAGGUAGCUGUGAUUGACGCUUCGCAGGCUGAUGUGCUAAGUCUGCGCGUGGUGCGAUUCCAGUGGGGCAGCAGUUGCAGGUAUCCAGGCCAAUCAGGCGCAUGUUCGGGGCAGGAUAUUGCGGUGCGAAGGAUGCCACCGCUGCGCCGCCAAGGACUGCCGAAGUCACGGCGUGUGUAAUGGAAGAUGGGAGGUGCUAUACACAAGCAGUGCAGCAACUAACGUAGUGUGGCGGGGAGAGUGUGUGAGGUACAUACUGUAUGCUGGUGACCUGCAGUCCAUCCCUGAAACUUCCACCCGGGCGAGGGGAAGGGGCCGCGGCCAGGGGUGCGGGGUGGCCAACUCGGCCCAUGUGAUCGGUAACGGUCGGCAUCGUGACCGGGGAACACUUGUCCACGUCAUCACUGGCUCGUGAACUGCGUCAGCAGGUCCCUCAUGUAACCAAUGCAAUCU